GCGUCUCACACACACAAUACAAUACAACAGUCAGUCACACACUUUUCUUCUUCACUGUGUAGUCGUUUCAUAUUCUCUCCUUUUCUGCUACGUUUACUCAUCAUCAUCAUCAUCAUCUUCAUCCAAUGGGUACCAAUGGAAAUGAAAAGAGAAUAAGCGAAUGCCUUGUUCAUUUGUGCAAUGAAGGAAGCAUUGAGAGCAUUCGUUACUUCGAAUCUAGAAGGACUUUGAUGGAAAUGCUUCGUGAUAGAGGCUACAAUGUUUCUCAAUCUGAUCUCACUCUCACUCUUUCUGACUUUCGUUCACACUUUGGAGACUUUCCUAAACUGGAAACCCUUGGUGUCUCUGUUUCACAUCGCUCUAACCCCUCUAACAAGGUACAGGUUGUCUUUACAGGAACCGAUGAUAUAAGAAAAGGCAACUUGACUGCAAUACAUAACCAGAUUGCGAACAAAGAAAGAUUGAGUAGGCUGAUACUUAUCGUGCAGAGUAAAAUGACUCCAUAUGCCCGUAAAGAGUUGGAAAACUGUCGAUACAAAGUUGAGAUUAUAAAAUUGAACGACUUGGUGGUGAAUCCAACAAAGCAUGUGCUGCAGCCAAAGUAUGAGGUGCUGACUGCUGUUGAGAAGCAAGAACUGCUCAAGAAGUACAAGAUAGAAGAGAAACAGCUACCUCACAUGCUAAGAACUGAUCCCAUGGCUAGUUACUAUGGGCUGGAAAGAGGGCAAGUUGUCAAGAUCUCUCACAGUGGUGAGGUGUUCAAUUCUCUGGUAACCUACCGCUGUGUUGUGUAAUAGUUCUAUUUCAUUAUGCUGCCAUAUGUGAAACUCGGACAACUCCAAUUUCCUUGUUUUAGAGCCUAACUGGAUUUAUUAGUGUUUAGCAAGUUCCAUUUUUCCUUUCUUCUUUUGUGAUGAGAGUUUGUUAUCAUCAAAACCCAGCCAAGUUCAAGAAGGAAAUCUUCUUCACAUAUGCAUGUUAGAAACUUGUCAAAUUGGAAACUUUUGAUAGUGACUAUGCCACUUUUUAUUAAGAGUCUUCAUUAUUCGAUACUCUUGCACUUAUGUUGAGAACUUGUUUGUUUAGAGCAAAAGAUAUCAGAAUACUAGCUAAUGGAUUAUUGCUAUAAUUUUCAUUCCAUGGACAACUGUCUUGUUCAAUGUUUCAGUUUGACAGGGGAAAA
Molecule: messenger RNA, 1183 nt
Organism: Trifolium pratense (red clover)
Lineage: Eukaryota; Viridiplantae; Streptophyta; Magnoliopsida; Fabales; Fabaceae
Product: DNA-directed RNA polymerases IV and V subunit 5B
Exons: 4
Coding region: 126-794 (222 amino acids)
Biological process (GO): DNA-templated transcription
Molecular function (GO): DNA binding; DNA-directed RNA polymerase activity
Source: RefSeq, a predicted model, not a curated record